GUUUCUGACGGGUUAAAGGAGUGGGACAGCCCGAAGUUCACUCAAAUUAGUACAUUUAUUUCAUCGCUGCAUUUUUUUUCUUCCUAUCCAGUCGAGUCGUCUCGUUUUUCUGACUCACUUUACUUUUUUUUUCCCCACGUAAGAAGCGUCGAGCAGUGACACGCUCCUAGAAAAGUUAACUUUUAAAUCACUUAAAGCCUUUUUUUUCUCCUUUGCCGUAUGAUGUUGACAGGAGACGCACCGACAACAGACCUGGCUGGUUUUAUUGAAGUACUUUUGGACUGCUGAAGUCACCUGAGACAGAUUUCACUUCCUCAUCAGGACUUGAUGUGUUUUUGCGCCUGUCGGGUUGUUGUUUUGUUUUGUUUGUUUUUUCCUUGAAUGGGAGUUAGUCUGCUGUCUGCUCAGAUGAGAAGGGACGUCGGACAGUAGCUGUGUCACCUGUUAUUGUCUGAAAACUCUCGGAUUUGCCUGCAAACAAGUACUGUAGGUGUGUGUGUGUUUACCAGCUCUAAUGAUAGCAGCUAGAAAGCAUCUCCUAUAAGAGGACUGAACCACCUCAACAUGACAGAGAUCCAGACUCCAUGGCCACAGGGCACAGAGUGUGUGGCCAGGUACAACUUCAAGGGCACAUCAGAACAGGACUUGCCCUUUAACAAAGGAGAUGUAUUGACUAUUAUUGUCGUCACAAAGGAUCCAAACUGGUACAAAGCGAAAAAUGCUGCAGGCUCUGAGGGAACAAUUCCAGCCAACUAUGUUCAGAAAAGGGAAGGUGUGAAAACCGGAGGGAAGCUGAGUCUAAUGCCAUGGUUUCAUGGGAAGAUAACGCGGGAUCAGGCAGAGCGGUUGCUUUACCCCCCUGAAACAGGCCUGUACUUGGUACGAGAAAGCACCAACUUCCCCGGCGACUACACCCUGUGUGUAAGCUGUGAUGGCAAGGUGGAGCACUACCGCAUCAUCUAUCACAACGGCAAGCUCACAAUCGAUGACGAGUGGUACUUUGAAAACCUCAUGCAGCUGGUUGAGCACUACACCAAAGAUGCAGAUGGCCUGUGCACCAGACUAAUAAAGCCAAAGCUGGAGGAGGGGACGGUGGCUGCUCAGGAUGAGUUUUCCAGGGGUGGCUGGUCGAUGAACAGAAAGGACCUCAAGCUGCUGCAGGUUAUUGGAAAGGGAGAGUUUGGAGAUGUCAUGGUGGGAGACUACAGAGGGACUAAAGUAGCUGUGAAGUGCAUAAAGAACGAUGCUACAGCACAAGCCUUUAUUGCAGAGGCUUCUGUCAUGACGCAACUACGGCAUGAAAACCUGGUGCAGCUACUUGGAGUGAUUGUUGAGGAGAAUGGAAGUCUUUUUAUAGUUACAGAGUACAUGGCCAAAGGCUGCUUGGUUGACUACUUGCGUUCCAGAGGUCGGACAGUACUUGGUGGAGAUGCUCUCCUUAGUUUUACACUAAACGUCUGUGAAGCCAUGGCAUACCUGGAGGUCAAUAACUUUGUCCACCGAGACUUAGCAGCCCGCAACGUUCUUGUGUCAGAAGACAACAUGGCCAAAGUCAGUGAUUUCGGUCUGACCAAGGAGGCUUCCUCCACUCAGGAUACUGCAAAGCUGCCUGUAAAGUGGACAUCCCCAGAGGCUCUCAGAGAAAAGAAAUUUUCCACCAAGUCAGAUGUUUGGAGCUACGGUAUUUUGCUUUGGGAGAUUUAUUCGUUUGGUCGAGUGCCUUACCCAAGAAUUCCAUUAAAAGACGUUGUGCCUCGGGUGGAGAAGGGAUACAAGAUGGACUGUCCAGAUGGCUGUCCUGAAGUGGUGUAUAACAUCAUGAAACAGUGCUGGAACCUUGAUCCUGCUGCUCGACCAAGCUUUCAGAUGUUAAAGGAGUGGCUACAACAUAUCAGGCAAGGGAUGGGAAAAAAACAAUGAGAGAUCUGACAGACACAACAGACACAAAAAGUGACUUUUCUUCCUCGUUUUGACGACUUGGAUCAUAAUCUGGAAAGAAUAAAUUGUUUCUAAACUGUAUUAUUUAGCAAACUAUGAGGUUUGAUUUCACGCAUUGCCCAUAAACUGUCUUAAGUUUAUAUUUCAGAGCAUCAUCCCUAACCUCAAGUUGUUCAAACUGCAGUUACUCUUAAUUACGCACUCAGUUGCUCUAAUAAGUCUUCCUGCACUCGGUUAUCAAGAGUGAAUGAUUAACUGUCAUAUCAACAUGUCAUUCCUUAUAACACAGUGCUGCCUCAGAGCCACAGUGCCUUGACCUGUUUUUUUUUAAACAUUUUAUGUCCUUUACGUUGAUAUCCUUGGUCAUAUUGAUGGCAUGACUUCAUUUUACAAACAUAUAGGCAGUGCCAUUGUUUGACUAGGUUGACUGAGUCCAUCAUAGCCGUUAAAAGAGAAAAGAUGCUUCAAAAAUAGGAAUACAAGUUUGAUGUCAUUACUCACUGUAUUAUUUUAGACAGUUUGCAGGUACAUUGUUUCGCAUGAGUGUUUAAUUAUUUUGUUAAAAGGACUAAGUUAAAGAUAAUUAUGCAGCUUUAUUUUUUCAUUGUUGUUGAAAUUUUUAUUUCCUACUUGUGGAUUCCUCUGUAAGUCAAGUCUGGACAAAUGUCACCUUUACUACUGAUACAGUAACAUAUUCAGCUCCGUCAUGCAGACACCAUUCCACCGUGGUACAGAGUUUUCCAUCUGACAUCAAUAAAUGUUUUAUUUUGGGAAUCUUUGGAUUUUACCAAAUUAUUUGAAUUUUUAAAUGUACUGUGUUGCCAUUUUCAACAAUAAAAAAAUAUUUUGAAA
Molecule: messenger RNA, 2790 nt
Organism: Larimichthys crocea (large yellow croaker)
Lineage: Eukaryota; Metazoa; Chordata; Actinopteri; Sciaenidae
Product: tyrosine-protein kinase CSK-like
Exons: 13
Coding region: 565-1920 (451 amino acids)
Biological process (GO): protein phosphorylation
Molecular function (GO): protein tyrosine kinase activity; ATP binding; protein binding
Source: RefSeq, a predicted model, not a curated record